Lactuca sativa (garden lettuce) is the source of this 980-nucleotide messenger RNA. RefSeq names its product ricin B-like lectin R40G3. Lineage: Eukaryota; Viridiplantae; Streptophyta; Magnoliopsida; Asterales; Asteraceae. The record is from RefSeq and is a predicted model, not a curated record.
GUUGCCUGCGGAGGAACUUCAUCAGUUCAGCUUUGUUUUCAAGUAAUGGAUCCAUACGGUCACAACCACCACCACCACCACCGCCGUGACGACGAACCACAGUACCCACCUCCACCACACUUCGGCGGUGGACCACCACCUCACUACCCUCCUCCACCUCAUCUUGCUUACCCACCACCUCCAAACCGUGUUGAUGUCUACCCUCCUCCGUACACGGCAGAAUACCACCAUCCACCACCACCACCACCACCGCAAACCAUCCACCAUGUCUAUCACGAGAACACUCACCAUAUCCCCCACAUGCCUCCGAUCAUCAAUCACCACCAUACCGAUCACCAUAAAAUCCCCGAAAAAUACACUGACAAUAAACCCACAGUUAGGGUUUACACCAAGGCGAGACCCGAUUUCUCACUCACGAUCCGUGAGGGUAAAGUGAUUCUAGCACCGUCUAACCCCUCCGAUCCUCAUCAGCAUUGGGUUAAAGAUCUGAAGUAUAGCACAAGGGUGAAAGAUGAACAGGGUUAUCCCGCUUUUGCCUUGAUCAACAAAGCCACUGAUCAAGCCAUGAAACACUCCAUUGGUGCAACUCAUCCGGUUCAACUGAUUGAGUACAACCCUAAUAGACUUGAUGAAUCGGUUCUUUGGACUGAAAGCAAGGACUUAGGUGAUGGAUAUAGAACUGUAAGAAUGGUGAACAAUAUCAAGCUCAAUGUAGAUGCCUUUAAUGGCGAUGCAAACCAUGGUGGUGUUCAUGAUGGGACAAAAAUUGUUUUGUGGGAAUGGAAAAAAGGCGAUAAUCAAAGGUGGAACAUUGUUCCAUAUUGAGGAUAUUCUAUUAUGUUGAUGUGAUGAUGUCUUAGCUAGCUAUAUAAUAUUUGUCAUGUGGGAAGCUUUAUGUUUCUUGUGACUGGUGUUUGUGUUGUGUGUAUAUGUGAACAAUGAAAUAUUUGAAUAACAAUGACAUGUUUGAUGUUGCUUUA